AAACCUAGCAAUGCCAGCUUAAAUCUCCACCAUGCCACCUCUUCAGAUGCUUCCCAGCUCACCGACGUAUUCCUCCAUUCCUUCUCCGAUGCCUUCAACCGUCGCUUGUUCCCCCUGACCGACGAUGUGCGCACCUGGUGGUUCGAGAAAUUCACCAGCGACCUGGAGGAGACCGGCAAGCCCACAUCCGGUAGCACAAUCCUCAAAAUCGUGGACGAGAGCCAGAAGGACCCGGUGAUUGCAGCCUUCGCCAAGUGGAAGUUGUAUUCUGGCGAGCAACGGCAACCCGAGCCCCCACAGCUGGACGAGCAGAGUCUCGCGCGGAAUUGGCCCCCAAGCUCUGAUCAGAAACUGUGUGAGGAAUUCUUCGGGAAGAUGGACCAGGAGAAGUGGGAGGUUAUGGGGGCCAAGAAGUAUUACUAUCUCGACAUGCUCGCAACCCACCCCAACUACAAUGGACGAGGACUGGGGUCGCAGCUCUUGCGAUGGGGGCUGCACCGGGCGGAUGAAGCUGGGGUGGAUACCUUUUUGGCCUCGACCCCCCAGGGCCGACGGUUGUAUGAGAAGUAUGGAUUCCAAGUGGUGAAGGAAUACGAGGUUGUGGAGGGACAUGUUCAGGCGUCGAUGGUGCGG
This is a messenger RNA of Aspergillus fijiensis CBS 313.89, 633 nucleotides long. RefSeq names its product GNAT family N-acetyltransferase. NCBI's taxonomy places the organism in Eukaryota, Fungi, Ascomycota, Eurotiomycetes, Eurotiales, Aspergillaceae. The transcript is spliced from 2 exons. Gene Ontology annotation, molecular function: acyltransferase activity, transferring groups other than amino-acyl groups. The annotation marks the transcript as partial. The record is from RefSeq and is a predicted model, not a curated record.